Gossypium arboreum is the source of this 519-nucleotide messenger RNA. Its product is annotated as protein FAR1-RELATED SEQUENCE 9-like. Gene Ontology annotation, biological process: regulation of DNA-templated transcription. The coding region runs from base 1 to 519 and encodes 172 amino acids. The transcript has 2 exons. NCBI's taxonomy places the organism in Eukaryota, Viridiplantae, Streptophyta, Magnoliopsida, Malvales, Malvaceae. The record is from RefSeq and is a predicted model, not a curated record.
AUGGAUCUACAUGGUCUUUGGGAUAAUGAAUGGUUGAACAAGAUUUUCAAAACCAGGGAGCAAUGGGCCAUUGCAUACAAACGGCACAUCUUUUGCGCCGACAUAAAAUCCGUGCAACUGCGUGGAAGUUUUAUACUUAAUCUAAAGAAAUACUUAAAGUCUGAUUCUGAUGUGCUUUCAUUCCUCAAGCAACUUGGGAAAAUGGUGAAUGAUUGCCACCACAAAGAGUUGGAAGCUAAUUAUGAUAUGUCCCAAAACAUGCCGAAACUAAUGGGGGAUGUGAUUCUCUUGAAGUAUGCAAGAGAUGCUUACACACCAAGGAUAUUCGAAUUGUUGCAGCAAGAAUACGAAACAUGUCUGAAUAUUGUUGUCAAUCAAUGCAUUGAGAAUGGUUCGCUGCUCGAGUAUAAAGUCAGCAUAUACGGCCAACCUAGAGAGUACACAGUCGCUCCCAAGCCAAUACAUCUUAAAGAGGUGGACAAGAGAGGCCAGAGUUUAGAGCUUGGUUGCUGUAUCUGA